Molecule: messenger RNA, 294 nt
Organism: Cooperia oncophora
Lineage: Eukaryota; Metazoa; Nematoda; Chromadorea; Rhabditida; Trichostrongylidae
Source: the annotation of a GenBank genome assembly
AUGGCGUAUCUCAAGCGAGAUCUGAAAACGGCCAAUGUGUUCCUUAUGAAGGAUGGGUUUGCCAAGAUUGGCGAUUUUGGAAUAAGCAAAGUAAUGGGCCCGGAGACAUUUUUUCAAGGCGCAAGGAGUGUUGUCGGUACACCGUACUACAUUAGUCCUGAGAUGUGCUCUGGAAAGUCUUACAAUGAGAAGAGCGAUAUGUGGGCUUUGGGAUGUAUCCUGUACGAGAUGGUCUGUUUACAGAAGGCCUUCGAAGGCGAGAAUCUGCCUGCACUUGUCAAUAGAAUUAUGACG